Porites evermanni is the source of this 1093-nucleotide messenger RNA. NCBI's taxonomy places the organism in Eukaryota, Metazoa, Cnidaria, Anthozoa, Scleractinia, Poritidae. The record is from the annotation of a GenBank genome assembly.
AAUAAUAAUAAUAAUAAUAAUAAUAAUAAUAAUAAUAAUAAUAAUAAUAAUAAUAAUAAUAAUAAUAAUAAUAAUGAUAAUAAUAACUAUCCAGUUCUAGAACGGGAGGAAACCAUUAGUCACAUUGUGGAAAAGUGCAAGAAAUUGGCUCCGAGAGAAUACAUAGAGAAUACUUCAUGGAAAGAGCGGGCGUACAGUAUUUACGCACGAGUUGUUGACGUAUCAGAAAUCUCACUCGUUCGCUGUUCUCACUCGUUCGAUUUCUGAUACAAAAACAACGAGUGCGUAAAUACCGUACAAAGCCCUUUCCAUGCAGUGUUGUGUUUAUUAUAUACAUACUGAGACAUUCAUCAUUUUAGCAGCCUUUUAUUUCCGGUCUCACCGAAAUGCUAAAAUUUGCCGCUAGAGGAAACGAAGUAUCAGCUGCAGUAAAAACGUUUGUUAAAAAUGUAAUGAGGGUAAGGAUAUGAGGUAAUCCAAGAUUAAGAAUUACAAGUACUGUAAUGUUAGCUUUUUGUUUUGAAUGAAAGAGGCUCGAUAUAAAGCAUAACUUAAGUUUACGUCUCGUUCCGUUUUUUCCCAUUCCGCUGUUGUUUAGUCGUAUCUCUAGAAUUUUCGUCAUCUACAGUGAAACAAACGAAACUAUUUAAGCUUAAUACACUUUAAUUUCCGAGAUGUUUUUGACUUUCUUUACGAGAAAAACUCUUUGAGAAAAACGUUUCUCGUUGAAUGUCUGCGAAGAAACUUGUUAAGCUGCAAGCUUCAAGCGCCUAUAAAAGGCGGGAAUUUCGGCGCGAAACUCACACACCUCUGUGGCUUCUGAUUGGACGUAUUAUUUUUCUCACACGUGAAAAAGACACCGCUCGCUAUUCUGAUUGGACGUAUCAUUUUUUUUUUUCACGUGUGGAGACACGACCAGGUUCGUAAAUGUGUUCACUGGAGACUGUCAAAAGUUUGGUUUUGCUCCCGCAACUGGUAUGAUCACGAGCCAAGGCAAGUGGAGGAAUCAGAAGAAUGCAAGUUACUAUCAUGGGAUUUUCCUAUUCAAGCUGACCACAAAAUAGAGCGCAACAAACCAGAAAUCUUCUUGUAG